Messenger RNA from Dioszegia hungarica, 2214 nucleotides. RefSeq names its product major facilitator superfamily domain-containing protein. Gene Ontology annotation, biological process: transmembrane transport. Gene Ontology annotation, molecular function: sucrose:proton symporter activity. The record is from RefSeq and is a predicted model, not a curated record. Gene Ontology annotation, cellular component: membrane. The transcript is spliced from 14 exons. Bases 1 to 2214 code for a protein of 737 amino acids. NCBI's taxonomy places the organism in Eukaryota, Fungi, Basidiomycota, Tremellomycetes, Tremellales, Bulleribasidiaceae.
AUGGUCAGCAACGCCGAGUCGAGGGCGCAACCGCCCACGCCAGAUACUCCUCCACGACACGAGUACACCUCGUUCUCGUCCCUCCUCAAGAACUCGCCAAAGGGGCAGGGCGCCGGGACCGUGAAGAAGAAGGCUUCGAGAGAGGCCAACGAGCCCGGAGGCGGAGGCUGGCAUUUAUCUAGUGUGAGGGAAGAGCCGGCAUCGAUGGAUGCGGAGAGGAGCCGGUCGAGGGGUAGGGGUGGGAAUAGGGAUAGGACUGUCGCGCAGGGAGGCGGGAAGGAGAAGAAGGAAAAGGAUCAUAUGGGAUUAUGGAAGAUGAUGGCGUUGACGGUAUCGAUGGCGGGUAGUCAGAUAGCUUGGACAGUAGAACUAGGACUCGGAACGCCUUAUCUCCUCAACCUCGGUCUCUCCGAGCAGCUCACCUCCCUCGUUUGGCUCGCAGGUCCCAUCUCGGGACUGAUCGCCCAGCCACUCAUCGGUGCGAUCUCCGACUCGUCGACUUCAAAGUAUCGAAGACGGUACUGGAUCGUGGCUGCUACGAUUCUCCUCGUCUUUUCUGGUCUGGCUCUGGCUUUCACGGAGCCGAUCGCUGCUUUGAUUGUGGACCUCUUGGGUGGUGGGCAGGGCGAUUGGGACCCCAAGAGGCGGAGAUAUGUCCAGAACACUGCUAUCGGAAUCGCCGUCUUUGCGUUCUACUGCUUGGACUUUGCGCUUAACGGUCUGCAAUCGUCUCUCCGAAACCUGUUGAUGGACAUCACACCCGGAGAACAGCUCGCUACCGCUAACGCAUGGCACGGCCGGUUCGCACAUACCGGUAACAUCAUUGGAUUCGCUCUGGGGUUCUUGAAUCUCCAGAAUGUCCCGAUCAUAAGGCUCGUCGGCGGUGGGCAAUUCCGGAAGGUCUGCAUCCUCGCGCUGGUCAUCCUAGUAUCUACCGUCUGGUUGACAUGCUGGACCCAAGAGGAGGUGGAGAACAAGAGUAUCUUUGGCGAGCGGAAGUCGCGCUUCCGAGAUGUCAUCUCCACCAUAGUUGAGGCUGUGAAGCACCUGCCCAAGCCGGUCCGCCGAGUCUGCCUGGUCCAAGUCUUCGCAUUCAUGGGCUGGUUCCCGUACCUCUUCUACUCGACGACCUACGUCGCCGAAGUGAUGGCCCAAGAGCUCAACCACCAACCCGACGUCGACCGCGCCACCCGCGCCGGUUCGCUCGCGCUCCUCAUCUACUCCUUCGUCGCCAUCAUUGCGGGCACGCUCCUCCCCUACCUCGCGGCAAGGGACCGGCGGCUCCUCAAGCCUCCUACCGAAAAGUCGAGGCAUGGCGAUGAGGAGGAUGAUGAGGAUGACGAGCACGAUGCGGAGCUGGAGAGGGUGAGAGAGAUGGUCCGGGAGUGGAAGGCGGAGGCUGCGAGGGACGGGCGGCCGCUCAAGCUUCCCACCAUGCCGUUCAUGCUCAGGAACAUCUGGACGGCCGGAUUGGUUCUUUUCGGGAUGGUCAUGGCCUCUACUUUCUUCAUUACCAAGGUCUGGCAGGCCACGGUCGCUAUCGCCCUUGUCGGUAUCUGCUGGGCCAUCGCGUGCUGGGUACCCUUCGCAAUCAUAAUGGAGUUCCUCAAAGAGCUCGACGACAAGCGCAACAAGCCCGACACAUCCAAUCAAGGCAGGGACCAGCACAAUCGGAACCACGGCCCCAGCGCGGGCGGUGCGGCCGCUCGAGGCCGUUUCCCCGCGCACCUCUCGGCCGGCGGGAAUCGGCCCUUGCACGCUCGGGCCGCAUCCACCCCUGUGGCGGCGUGGCAGUCGAUGCCCAACUCGCCCAGAGUGCCGACGGAACGAUCUCCGCUCACCCGGAGUUACUCGACUGCGGAUAUCGAGGAGCUAGGGGAGGAUAUGGAGUAUACGGGUUCGGGACCUGUAGCGGGGGGUACGAUCAUGGGGAUUCAUAAUCUCGCCAUUGUGUUCCCGCAGUUUGUGGUCGCUUUGGUCGCUUCCCUCAUCUUCAAGCUUGCGGAUGGGGACGAUGCGGCGCCGAUCCCCGGUUUCGCAAGUGGCGGAGACGAGGAUAUCCGGGCCCCCAAAUCAGGUGUCGCCUGGGUACUUCGUUUCGGAGGCUUGAUGGCGCUCGUCGGAGCGCUCAUUUGUCGCAAAGUCCCACCGACCAAGACGGAGAAGGCUAUGCGACGUCGACUUGCCGAGAUGCGCGAGGAGAGCGAAGAGUAG